CUAAUAGUAAAUAACUUUGAAGAGGACGUGUUUGAGGUUCGAAGAAUCUCUGGCUUUACGACCGCCAACGACUUAGUAGAAAAGCUACAGGAUUCCCUUAAAAUCGCUAAAGAUGAUAUAAAAGAAUUGCGAGAGCAAAAGAAGAAGUUGCUAUCCGAUCGCAAACUAAGAGAAGAACAGGAACGCGAAUAUAAAGAGAGUGCUGAACUCGAUAAAAGAAAGAUUUUAGAAGCGAAAAAGGUUCAGAGAGAGAAGGAAGAGGCCGAAGAGAACGAGCAGAGAAGGCGAAAAGAUACCGAAGAGAGGAGAAAGAUGAUAGCAGCUCAGCGCGAACAGCUAAGGCAGCAUCUUACGGUGGCCCCACUCAAGGGAGAAACUGUUAACAUUCAAGUUCGAUUUCCUUCUGGCGAACGAUUUGCAAAAAAAUUUGCACUUGACGAUAGUUUGGAGAUGAUAGCAGCUCAGCGCGAACAACUAAGGCAGCAUCUUACGGUGGCCCCACUCAAGGGAGAAACUGUGAACAUUCAAGAGUUAUUCCUAGCUAUAUUAUGUCACAAAACAUGUCCGGAUUUCUUCAUUGUUCUUUCUGGAUAUCCUCGUUGUCAAAUCAACUGUGCUCCAGAAUGGUAUCACUUGUUGCUGGCGGAACAGCUAUCAGCAGACGGAUUGCCCAGGCCAAAGUUCACGCCAGUCUCCUCAUUUAGAAAUGCAGGAUUGAGAAAAGCCGUUGCAGUCUUUGUCAAAAGCUGCUGA
Molecule: messenger RNA, 753 nt
Organism: Strongylus vulgaris
Lineage: Eukaryota; Metazoa; Nematoda; Chromadorea; Rhabditida; Strongylidae
Source: the annotation of a GenBank genome assembly